Messenger RNA from Nelumbo nucifera (sacred lotus), 1194 nucleotides. Its product is annotated as putative Peroxidase 48. Lineage: Eukaryota; Viridiplantae; Streptophyta; Magnoliopsida; Proteales; Nelumbonaceae. The record is from RefSeq and is a predicted model, not a curated record. Gene Ontology annotation, biological process: hydrogen peroxide catabolic process; response to oxidative stress. Gene Ontology annotation, molecular function: heme binding; peroxidase activity.
AUGUGGGAGUUAGCGAAGAAUUUGAGCGUCUUCUUGCUCGCAGUGUCUGUUUUGCUCUCGCUUGGCUACCAGAUUGGUGAACCCAAGAAUGGUCUCACAUCCAGUUCAGUGACUUCGACGCCGAUGUCACACUCCUCUUUGCACGCAUUCUGGUAUCACCCUCGAGUCUUUAAUCCCAAGGAAUUUCCCUUCAUCGAUCAACCUUUCCUCGAAUAUGAUUUCUACCGGAAUAGCUGCCCACAGGCGGAGUAUAUCAUCCGAUCCACCGUUCACCAGCUGUACAAAACCCGAUCCGAUGUUGCACCCGCUCUGUUACGUCUCGUCUUUCACGAUUGUUUCGUUCAAGGAUGCGAUGCCUCCAUUCUUUUAGACGCCAGCAAUGGAGUUGAGUCCGAGAAAGACGCUCCUCCCAAUGAAACACUGAAGGGUUUUGAUCUCAUCGACGUUAUCAAGUCCAAGCUUGAAGAAGAAUGCCCGGCAACAGUGUCUUGCGCAGAUAUUCUCGUUUUGGCUGCAAGAGAUGGCGUUGCUCUGGCCGGCGGUCCUUUCUAUCCACUGCGUACGGGAAGGAGAGACAGCAUAUUAUCUUUCCGUCAGAUUGCUGCCUCCGAGCUUCCUUCACCCCAUGACGAACUCGCCCAAACCCUUACGACCUUCGCAACAAGGGGAUUCGACGAAAGAGAGACCGUCACUCUUUUAGGUGCUCAUAGCAUUGGUAUGAUCCACUGCAAGUUCUUCAGAAACCGUCUGUUCAGCUACAAAGGCACCAACGGCCCUGACCCAACUCUGGAACCGGAAUUCCUCAACCUCAUGAGGUCGAGAUGCAACAGGACCGGCAGCUCAGAACCGCCUUCUUCCACCACGUCAUCAGAAGAGGAACCAGGCAUGGAUAUGGACUACGAAGGAACGGGACAAGGAUUCGGAACAAUAUACUACAAGAGCCUGGUGCAGAGGAGGGGGAUCCUUCACGCCGACCAGCAACUGAUGACCGGUGAUGGAACCAGAUGGUGGGUCCAUGCCUACGCGGCCGAUAGCGCCUUGUUCCGCCGGGAUUUCGCCAUGGCGAUGAUGAAGCUCUCCAGCCUUCAGGUUCUCACAGCCCCAUUUGGGCAGGUCCGACUCAACUGUUCGAAGAUCAUGCUUGGUGAUGGUGCUCUUCCAGCAAUAAGAUUGAUUCAUAUCCAUCGAUUUUAA